AUGGAGUCUGCUUUCUCACAUGUAAGGUGGGAACCUGAGGAAGAAGCUGAGGAGGCAUCUCUUUUGUGUCACAGACGAGAAUUCAUCCCAGAGGAAAAGAAAGAUUCAAUCUACUGGGAGAACCGCUGCAAGAAUAAUGAGGCAGCAAGACGUUCAAGAGAAAAACGGAGGAUCAAUGACUAUGUUCUGGAGAAACGAUUGGUUUCGAUGAGUAAGGAGAAUGCUCGUCUGCGAGUCGAGCUGUUGUCGCUAAAGCUUCUAUAUGGUCUUCUCAGCAAUGAGGUGUCUUAUUCUUCAUCUCAAAGAGCCCUGUCUCAACUGCACCCACUGGCCCCAAAACCUUUGGUCUUCUGCCCAGACAAAGACCUCUACUGGGGUGGAAGGCAAGAUAGAGACUCUUCCAAUAUGUCUGGAAACCAGCAGCCACCCGUUGGUCUGGGUACCCACCCUGGGUCAGCAUUCCGACCUACACACCCUAUAGGCUUAAAAAGAAAUUACCCAUUUAGCCUAGAUAUUCACAGCCUCCAUUCUCCUAUGACUACACCUUUACUCUUAACUCCACACCUUGCCCUACCCGCCCCUUGGGCAGGUCGACCCCUGCUCCAGCCAGGAAAUCAGAGGAUCUUCUCAGAUGAGGAAGGUAAACAGAUGGUGCUGGCAGAUUCCAGCACUGCACUGCCUCAUAAACUCAGAUUGAAGACGCAAAAUUCACAGUACAAAAACAAUGGCUCUAAAUCUACAUCUCCAAUCCCAGUAUAUAUGACAGAUUGAAAGCAAACAGGCAUUGGGGUAGAAUAACUCUGUGAUU
Molecule: messenger RNA, 808 nt
Organism: Xyrauchen texanus (razorback sucker)
Lineage: Eukaryota; Metazoa; Chordata; Actinopteri; Cypriniformes; Catostomidae
Product: nuclear factor interleukin-3-regulated protein-like
Exons: 1
Coding region: 1-771 (256 amino acids)
Biological process (GO): regulation of DNA-templated transcription; circadian rhythm
Cellular component (GO): nucleus
Molecular function (GO): DNA binding; DNA-binding transcription factor activity
Source: RefSeq, a predicted model, not a curated record